Messenger RNA from Physella acuta, 2507 nucleotides. RefSeq lists its product as uncharacterized. Lineage: Eukaryota; Metazoa; Mollusca; Gastropoda; Physidae. The record is from RefSeq and is a predicted model, not a curated record. Gene Ontology annotation, molecular function: protein binding; GTP binding.
AGAAACUAACCUUCACAAUCGGUUAACGAGUUUGGUUGUCAUUUUAAAAUAAUCUGUCGAUGUUGAUGUUUUAUUUUCAUGAAAGCUUUUAAAAUUAUAGCGACUUAGCUCGUCAAAAAAUUAUCUUAUUUGUCUUUAAAGUAGAAUUCUUAUAUACGCAUGAGAUCAACAUAACGUAAAUUUGGUAUUCCGAUCGUGAAAUAGUAAAAAAAAAGAUGGAUUUGGAUAGAAAAAAGGCAAUUGGCAUUGGAUGUGUUGUUUCGGUGUGCUUGAGUAUGUGGCUUUCUGGAAUUCUCUGGCAUGUUCUAACUGCCACACUGGCAGUUUGUGUGUCCUGGUACUGUUCCAGAAAUGAAACGGUUAUCAGACACAUGAGACUCGUCAAAGAUUAUAUUGUCAAAAUCGUUGUUGGUUUGAUUACUAAGUAUGUUAUAAAGGUAAAAAUUGAAGCUGAUGAAACAGAUGGGCUUAGUAGAGAGAGUCCGCCCAACAGUUUACACAGGGAGGUGGAUCAGGUGAGAGAACAGAGUCGACCGAAUAUCUUACGGCAAGGACAAGAUUCAACGAGAGAUGAGAGAAACGAAGCUGUACCCGUUCCACUGAUUAGUCCGGGGAGAUCAUUUGUAGAUACAAAUCUGCAAGGGGGUAACUCUGGAUCAACAAGGCCUUCACCAGAAGGUCUGGAAUCAAAUUUCAGAAGGGUCUCUGACUGCAGUCUACACGACGACACAAGUGGCAUACAGACGGACGAUUCUACCAACAGUGAUGGUGACGACGAUGAUGCAUUCUCAGAAAAUGAUCAGGCAACGGGCGUUAAUUCUGCUCCAGCACCAUGCCCACAACCAGCAAGAGUUGUGGUCAAGCAGGACAUUGACCUUCUCCUCAUUGGAAAAACUGGCCAUGGCAAAAGUGCAACCGGAAAUUCAAUCGCGCAAAGAAAAGUCUUCAGCACGUCUUCCGACGCCUCCUCGGACACGUACGAUGUCCAGGAGCUUUGGACGGACAUUGAAGACUACACUGUGCAUGUGGUCGACGGCCCGGGGGUUGGUGAAACUCGAUUAGACAGCGUCAAAGCUACAGAGAAAGCCUGCAAGGAUAUGGCUGAAGCAGUGACGCGAUGUCCCAAUGGAUUCCAUGCUCUGUUAAUGGUCCUGAAGUUUGGCGUGAGGUUCACUGAGGAAGAACAAGAAACGAUCUGCAUGUUGAAAAGUAUAUUCGGUGAAAACAUAGUGAGGGAUUAUUGCAUUAUUAUCAUGACCUACGGUGAUAGUUUUGAUCUCAAUAAAGAAGAUAUGAAUGUUGAAAAUUUUCCUGAAUGGCUGAGCAAGCAGUCUGGCCCACUUAAACACCUGUUGAUUGAGUGCAGCUACAGGUGUAUAUUGUUCAGAAACCGAACAAAAGACGAGAAAGAAAAACGAGACCAGGUGAUUGAAUUGCUGCAGAUGGUUCGAACCCUGAAACACCGAGAGGUCAGGUACACGAGUUCGUUGUUCGAAGUCGUGAAGAACGGAAGGGAGAAACUAAUCGUUCAGGCGAAAGAACCACUUAUCAAAGCUGAGAUUAUGAAAGAAACGAAUCUAAUCAUUGAGGCUAUGAGUCGUUUAAAAAUCACAGAUGAAAAUUUGAAUGAAAUUGACACAGAGUUAUCUACUAUUGGUCAAAAGAUUGAGAACCUCAGCCAAGUUAUCAAAAGUGAAGACAAAGAGACGGGUGCUUUAAAUUAUUUACUUGAAGAAAUCGAUAAACUCAAUUCCACUCUCGCGCAGAUAAAAGUAUCGAAACAAAAUAAAAAAGACGAUUUAAUGAAAAGGCAGCUACUGGCUAAAGAACAUGAGGUAAAAAUGGAAGAGAUGAAAAGAAAGAAGGCUGAAGAAGAGAACAAGUAUUUGGUACAAUUAAGAAAUGCAAGCGAAAAUGAAAAAAGUGAGAUUUUGCAAAAAAUGAAAGAAAAUGAACAGUCCGCGAAGAAGCGCGAAGAAAACAUACUCAAAGAGUUUAACGCCAAGAUGCAGAAAGUAAAAGAAGAAGAGGAUAAGCGAUGGAAAGAAAACGUGAAGAGUUUGAACGAUACGCAUCAGCAACAAAUUCAGAAAUUACAGAAACAUUACACAGACAUGACGAAGAUGAACGAGUCGGUAAUGAAGAGUCAAAUCAAAGAACUGACAGAAAAAAUUGAAGAACUCCAAGAAAACUGCCGGCCACCACGCCGAGACCCCAACAAAGUAGACCUGAGAUGUGUGGACCAACAGCGUAAGUGCAUCAACGUGGAGCUCGGUAGGUACGAGCCCAUGAGUAUCUUGAUGAGGGCGUACUGCGAUAAGUACAACUAUCAGAUGAGUACCAUCAAGUUUAUGUACGACGGGGACCGCGUGCAGGAGGCCGACACGCCCGAUAAGCUGGGCCUAGAGGAUGGAGACGCUAUAGAGGCCUUCUCUCAGCAAGUGGGCGGGGUCCCCUCGGAUGUGAAGAAUUAAAAGGCUUUUUUAAAUUUGUUUUUUUUAUCCAUG